AUGCAGUCCGAUCAAGACCUGAAUGGCGACAGCAGCGGCGGCACGUCGAGAGCCUCCAACGUACCAGCUGCAAGUCGCACAUCAGGCAGAACCCCGGGUCGAGUGUCCAACUCUGGCUUCUCAGCUCCUGUUUGCCAUGCCGUUUCUUCGAUGCUCCACACUGAGACGGAAACAGGCAGUGUGGGCAACGUCCCCAUUGACGGCUUGUCUGACAUUGACAACACCCACCGCCAGACACAGCGGCAUCGUGAGUCUAGCAAGAUGUUGACAACUUUACCAAGUUCCAACACCUCUGGCAUACACAGUGGGCAGUCUCACAGGUAUUCCUCGUCGUCUUCCAUACCGCGAUACCCAACCGCAUCGAACCGUUCGCAGUAUGGCACGAACGCUAUACUUUCAACCAUGCUGAUGCAUUCAGUGUCAUCGCCGCAAGGUACACUGAGAGACCGACACCAAGACCAGCAACGUUCGCAAUCGAUGGCACAUGGCAUGCAGCCUCACAGUGGCUUUUCGAGUGACCCGCCUCUUACAAGUCCGCCCCGCGUUUAUAUCCCGCAAUCCCAGAACUCAUACACACACGUAGUAGGUUCAUACAGACCAGAAUCCAGGCCCGUAUCUAGCCGCUCAGCGAACUUGGGCGUUGGUUUUGAUGCUCCGUCAUUCGACUUGAAUUCGCCUUAGAGCCCUCAAUACGUCACCCCCACUAGAGCAUCCAAUAAAUAGAGCUAGUACAAAGGUUGUCGGGCCCACCGGUAUGAGUCGUGCAAAGACUAUGAUUUCGAAGAAGAAGGCCCCAGUACGGUACUACGACUACAGUGAGCAGUUUCAUCGCGAUGAGUACGUUGAGUCAGAUGCCAGGUCUACCAUUUCCAGUGGUGUACAUCAGGCCCAUGCUAUCCCUGAAGAACAUAGUUCAACUGGAGAGCAGGAAGAUCAAUCAAUACUAACCGUAGUCGCAUCUUGAGAAACAAGAAACACAUCAGAGCCUACAGAUGUCGCGACAAGUAGAGACGAUCGAAACGAGACGUAUACGUCCGAGACAUCGAACAUCGAAGACCUACCAGCUUCACCUGUAGCCCCGCGCGUUACGAACGAUCCGAAGAAACAAGGAGUGGGGAUUUUGACAAGAGGCGAUACCAAGAGUUUGAUUGAGUCCAUGGACAU
Bipolaris maydis ATCC 48331 is the source of this 1164-nucleotide messenger RNA. The record is from RefSeq and is a predicted model, not a curated record. NCBI's taxonomy places the organism in Eukaryota, Fungi, Ascomycota, Dothideomycetes, Pleosporales, Pleosporaceae.